Ceratitis capitata (Mediterranean fruit fly) is the source of this 3973-nucleotide messenger RNA. Its product is annotated as zinc finger CCCH domain-containing protein 13. The transcript has 5 exons. NCBI's taxonomy places the organism in Eukaryota, Metazoa, Arthropoda, Insecta, Diptera, Tephritidae. Bases 513 to 3539 code for a protein of 1008 amino acids. The record is from RefSeq and is a predicted model, not a curated record.
GCGCGGUAAGCCACCCGAAAAUUUAUCGAAAUCACCUCAGUUAAUCACUUGGCGUGGCACGAUCGAGACGCGUUUAAGCGUACGUUCGCUUAUAUCCAAACUCACGUUGAUGGUGAAACUGAGUUGGCCUGUGGAGUGAAAUGCAAAAAAAAAAAAAAAAAAACAAAACAAAAAUCACGCAAGCGCGGCGUGAAAUGAAUUUUAAAAUCUUCAACAAAAUCACUUUAACAGGAAUAAUUACUUUUAACCUGAAAACUGACUGCCACAUAAAAACAGAAACUCACUUCAACUGAAGCAACAGAAAAAAUAGUACAUAAACAAGGAAUUUUUUCUUUACUCAGCCAACAAACACCAGCAAACCAACGUUGCACAAAAUAGAUACUCGUAGCAACCGAACAACUAACCAGCCAGCCUGAAGUCGAUUAAAAAGAAAAAAAUUAAAUAUUUGUUGUUUCCUUUUUUUUUAAUUUGACAAAGUCACAAGAUUACUGUAAAAGAAGCAUACAUAAAAAAUGGCACUACGCCUGCGACGUGAUGUACAAAAGGCAUCCUACUAUGUUUGGUUUUUGGGUGCCGAGGAGGCGAAAGGUUUGCGCGGUACACGUGUCAUCAACUCAGUACUGCCGUAUCUGAUUGAUCGGUCACGCGGACAAGAGCCACUCAAGGUGACGCUACAGGUCUCCCACAAGGGUAUCAAAAUAUUACAGGGCUCCUCGAAGCAUUUUAUACCACAUAGUGCCAUAACCAGCUCCGUGCAAACAGAUGAUAUCGUUGCAUGCGUUUUGUUGCUAUAUAAUCCGGCAACAAAAUGUCCAUUGCACGUACACGCCUAUCGUUGCGAUUCCGAGUCUACAGCAGAGGCGCUGCAUCAACAAUUGCAAAUACUAAUCAAUCGCCCAGAAAAUCAAAAACGCUUUGAGGAAUUAGAAACACGUUUGGGCAUUCUGCCGCCGCUGCCCACGCCUGGCAACAGCAACAAAUCGGCUGCACAUAUGCCGAUCAACGGACACCAUGGCGAACAUAGCAACAACAAGUCGAAACAACUUUAUUUGUCACAACAACAACCAUCACAACUGUUACACCAUCAUCAACAACAACAGCACCAACGCCGCCACGAAUCAUCACCCAAACGUUUCAGCUCGUCGCUGGGCAGUGAUACCGGCAACAGUACACGUGAGUCCGAGUGUAGCGAAGAGCACAGCGGUGGCUCGCCAGUUUCACGUUCACCGCCUGUGACGGCGACCACGAAACCGCUGCCACUGCCACAGCCCACAAAUGAGCUGUUCGAUUCUUUGGCCGCAGAGUUGCGUGCUAAGUUGAAUGGCAAUGGGCCGCCUUUGUUACUGCCGCCCCGUGACUAUGACACCGUACAUCGAUCCAAGGGCAAUUUGACGGCAAUCGAGUUGCGGCGCUGUCGAAAUGCGCUGAUUGUAGGCGGCGCUGCGCCCAAUGAGACGGCAGUACCGGUCGGUGGUAAGCAAGUGUCAUCACGCGGCUCGUCGGGUAUUGGAUCAGAUUUGGCGCCGAGUCCGGAGCGUCAGGAUUUGAAUAGUUCGAGUGAAGAUGAACAGUGGUCUAAUGAAGCGGAUAAUUCAGUCAUCGCGCUCAAACCAUCACAGAUUGCUAUGGAGCGUUCACCACCCAUCAUUCCGCAUCAUCCACAAUUGAAUCGUAAAAGCGCCGUUCAGCCGCCGGAAGACAGUUACUUGCGCGAUCUGCCUAAGCCGUACACACCGAGACAGAGUGCCACUAGCAGCGCACAUCGUGAGAAGAUCGCUACUACCGCACAUGAACGCGACUCACGCUCGAAAACUCCCUCGUCGGCGAGCUGGUCUCGAGAGGAUCAAAUAAAACCGAUUAUUAUGCGUCCAGCUGACUACGAUGCCAAGUUCAAUCGUGUCAUGCAAGCCGAAACGAAACAGGACUAUCGCGGUGGAGGCGGUGGUGGUAAUAGUAGAGAACGUGAACGUGAACACGAGCAUACGAAGCUGCGCGACACCGACAAAUACAACGAAAUCAAUCGCUUGCUGAACAAAAAGCUUACACUGGAACGUGAUUCUCCUGAACAACGUUUUGCCAAACACAAAUCGGAAGAUGUAGACGAAUACGAUGAUUCAGAUCCAACGACUGAUCAACUGCCCGUGCAUCCAACCUCCAGCUACCGCAAAGAGAAUCUCACAGACAAACAAAAAUUCAUCGAAUACACAGCAAAGAAACAGUCAAAGACGUAUGCAGCCGAGGAGGCGCAACGCUAUGGUGGCCGUCAUCGUUACGUUGAUCCAGCCGAUUUGCCUUUCGAGCAAACCGCAAGCCAUAAUAAAUAUGCGGCCACACAUCGUAGCACACACUCGCCCGAACGUACCGAACGCGAACAUCAACGCAGUAGCGAGCGGGAGCCGGAACGCCUACGCGAGCGUGAACGAGAGCGAGAGCGAGAGCGGGAACGCGGCACCGAGCGUGAGCGAGACCGCGAACAUGAACGCAAACAAUAUUCACGCAGCAAUGAACGUAACCCCUACCGCGAGCCCGAAAGUUUACCAUAUAUACAGAGCAUGGAGAAGAUGAUGAAAUCAUCGGCAAUGCGUUACAAAACAUUUGAGGGUGCAGCGGAACCAGCGUUGGUAGCGCCACCCAAAGAAGAGCUGCACACCAAACUCAGCUCACAACGUAGCAAAACAUCAUACACUAAGCGUGUCGAUGAUGAUGGACGACCAUUGGAAUAUGCCCAUUCAACUGGCCGCUCGGACGUCACACCCAAGGAUCGCUUCAAGGAUGCCAAGGAUAAAUUCCGCGCCAUGGAACGCACCGGCAGUCGAUAUGAUUUGGCUGAAGAGAAAGGCCACGGCGAUUAUAGACCACGACGCCGUGAUGCCGUUGAACCCUCAGAUAAGGGUCGUCCCUACGCCGAUUGGAGUGACGAAGAGCGUCUCGAUGACUCGCCGCCACCGGUUAGCAGCCGUUCACGCUCACGUUCACGUAGCCAAUUGUGGGAGGAAAAUAACAUGUCGCCACGUGAAAUGUUGCCACCACACGAGCACCCACACAUGCACCAACGCACUCGCGAGCGUCCGUAUGCCACAGAAUAUGCGCCGGAUACGCGAACAACACGUGAAAUGCCGAACAAACGUACUGAACAACAUCGUUUGUUGCGCGAACGUUCUAGCGAUAUGACAGAUGCUCGAGAACCAUAUCGUGAUGCAUAUCGUUAUGAACAGCGUGGAUUACGCGAUCACUCACGUGACGGACCACAACACAUACGCGAUGAACGCGAACGGCAUCGUGAAUCGGUGAGACGUGAAUACUCGCCAGACAUGCGCGCCGCACCGCCAGAACAUCGAUCCAAUCGCCGACCAACCGACAAACAUGCAGACUUCUAUCCCUCAGCAACACCACCACCACCACCACCAGCUAACGGCGCACCAAUGCCCAAUGCGAAGGGUAUCUCCAAUCUGACAAAGGGCUAUCGUCACAGCUAUGCGGAGCCGGUAUUUACACGUGCCGGUGGACGUGUGGGUUUGGCGGCCGUAAAUCCCUACUAAAGGAGUUUGUAAGGGAUUGGGCUGGGUUCUUCUUUCGAAAUAUAUGGUUUUACCGUAAUAUUUACCAAUAAAGUACUAAUCUUAGUUAAGUUUUGAUAAAGAGAAAACGGCAAAGCGUGCAACGGAGUAGUAUUCUGUACAUCUAUAUAUGUAUAUGCGAUUUAUAUUAACAUUUAUUUCAUACAUAACUAUGUAUGUAUUUGUAUAUGAAAUACUAAUUGAAAUGCCUUAACCGCAAAUUAUAUAUGUAAAACUUAAUCAACAUUUACAUAUAUCAGUUUCUAGUGGUAAUAAGCCAAUAAUUACUUUAUUAAUCGUUAAAACUUUAGCUUUGGCAAAAUUGCUUCGUCUUCAGCGCGGCUGGAAGGCGUCUUUGAAAUUUAGUCAGAACAAAAAUAAAAAUAUACCAACAAUGUGCCUUUUUUUACGAACAA